Cuscuta epithymum is the source of this 892-nucleotide messenger RNA. The record is from the annotation of a GenBank genome assembly. Lineage: Eukaryota; Viridiplantae; Streptophyta; Magnoliopsida; Solanales; Convolvulaceae.
AAACAUUUGCCUUUUCUUUUCCUCCAUUCAUUAUCAAUUUAUCAUCAACUUAAUUGGAGCCAGCUCCAAUUGGUUCAUGGAUAUUGAUCACCCUACUAAGACCAUUGGGGGGUUGUUUAAUAUUUUUAGUUGUGGGAUUUUCUUGGAGAUUAAAUUACUAUUCUUAUUAUUACUACUUUUGUUAUGGCAAAAUCACAAGCUCUUCUCCUCCUUAUCCUCGGGCCGCUCUUGAUUACUUCCAUAGUUUUCGUCCGCCGCCAUGAAGAGCUUUCCCGGCCACCGGAGGCGACCAUCCCGGCAAUGGGAAGAAAAACCGGCCAAAUGAAGUCUCCAAGAAGCCGACGAUACUCGUCCACCAUCACAAUUAGAGGUCACCAUUCAAGCAUCAUGGUCUUCAAUGUUUCAUUUCAUGGCGUUCCCACCGGUGCAAAUCCUAUUAAUAACAACAUUGCUGUUGGGGCAGUGAAGUCUCUGCAUUUAUAUUCAUCCCGGUCCCAGUUAGGAGCAGGAACUUAAAAUUUAUGGUAUCAUGAGCAUAAGUCAUCAUAAAGAGAAGAGCACAACGAUCUCUGAAGAGGAGGAAUUGUCUUCCUUUUUAGAAUGUAGUGUUUCUUCAUAUUUGGACAAAAACAAAGUCUUGCUCAAUUAUGCCUCGUGUUUUAUCACCAAUUCAUCUCCCGCAGACCUUGUUUCAGGUGUUUGAAGAUUAGAAGUCGACUCAUCGAUCCCCACAAGUUUUAUUUUUUUGUAAAAUAUUGAAUUAGUUUUAAUUCUUCCCAUUUGUUAAAAAAAAGAAAGAUGUUUUAGAAUAGUGUUUUGAGAAUACAUUUUGUAUUAUGGAUGAUUGAUGUUUCAAAUUGUAAUUAUCGCGAUAAAUAAAUUUUAAGCUUAC